This is a messenger RNA of Myxocyprinus asiaticus (Chinese sucker), 1844 nucleotides long. Its product is annotated as vasodilator-stimulated phosphoprotein-like. The record is from RefSeq and is a predicted model, not a curated record. NCBI's taxonomy places the organism in Eukaryota, Metazoa, Chordata, Actinopteri, Cypriniformes, Catostomidae. Gene Ontology annotation, biological process: positive regulation of actin filament polymerization; neural tube closure; actin cytoskeleton organization. Gene Ontology annotation, molecular function: SH3 domain binding; profilin binding. The transcript has 13 exons. Bases 117 to 1334 code for a protein of 405 amino acids.
GCAAACACACACACACAUACAGACACACACACACACACACACACAGUCAUAAGAUGAAGGACUGAUCUCAGCAUGAGAGUUUUUAAAAGUAGUGUGUGAGAAUCGGUCGAUCAAUAAUGAGUGAACAGAGCAUCUGUCAGGCGCGAGCCACCGUAAUGAUGUAUGAUGAUGCCAGUAAACGCUGGUUACCCGCUGGUUCUGGUGUUCAGGCCGUCAGUCGGGUCCACAUCUUCCAGAACACCAGUAACAACACAUUCAGAGUGGUGGGACGCAAACAACAAGCUGAUCAGCAGGUUGUGAUUAACUGUGCUCUUGUGAGAGGGAUCAAAUAUAACCAAGCGACGGCGACGUUCCACCAGUGGCGUGAUGCGAGACAGGUGUGGGGUUUGAACUUUAGCAGUAAAGAGGAUGCGGCUCAGUUUGCGUCCAGUAUGAUGCAAGCACUCGACAUGCUGAGCGGUCAAGACACAGGUGUGUGUCCUCCUCCACAGCCACCACAGAACGGGCCGAGCGCUGAAGAGUUAGAACAGAAGAGGAGACAGGAGCAGCAGGAGAGAGAGCGACAGGAGCAUGAGCGGAUGGAGAGAGAGAGACAGGCUGCUGUUCCUCCCAUUCCUCCUCCCGCUCUGGCCAGUGCGCCUCCUCCACCUCCUCCUGGACCCCCUCCACCUCCUGCGCCUCCUCCUCCUCCUCCACCUCCAUCAGGAGGCCCACCGGCCCUGCCGCCGCCACCACCUGCUGCAGGAGGAGGAGGAGGAGGAAGAGGAGGAGGAGAUGGAGGUCUGGCCGCAUCGCUCGCUGGAGCUAAACUACGCAAAGUGGCCAAGGACGACAGUGGAGCGGCGGCUCCUACAGCGAGUGCCAGCAGUGGAGGAGGAGGAGGUGUGGCCAGCGGAGGUGGCGGUGGCGGUGGCGGUGGCGGUGGUGGACUGAUGGGAGAAAUGAGCUCUAUUCUCGCUCGACGAAGGAAAGUUGCUGACAGUCCAGCAGUGAAAAAAGAAGAAUGCAGUAAUGGUGAUUCGGUGAACACAGACUCCAGACCGGCAGAGAAAGCAGAAGCUAUCAAGAAACCCUGGGAGAAGCCUUCAUCUCUGUCGAGGGUGAACUCGGUGUUAAAAAGUCAAGACAAGAGUCCUGUAUCUCCUGCAUCUGCUGCUCCAUUGAGCAGGAUGAGGCCUGGCAGCGGUACAGGUGACGCUGGAGUCGGAGACGGAUCAGAUAUGGAGCAAUUUAAACAGGAAAUCCUGGAGGAGUUUCGAAAAGAGUUGCAGAAAGUGAAAGAUGAAAUUAUUGGAGCUCUGAUCGAGGAACUACAGAGGAGCAGUUUGGUGUAGCUGCGCCAUCUCUAACUUUACAGAAACAUGGAGAGAAUACAUUUCAUUCUCAUGUCACAUGUUUCCAGAGCAGCUUUUAAUCUUAUAAAUAUUCUGCCCUCAGUAAUGCCCCCUACAUGUUUCACUCCCUUUUUACCCCAGUCUUUCAGUUUUAUUGUUUGCAUCAGUUCUUUAGAUUUAUUUGAGCUUUUGUUGACGUGUCAUGGCAAAUAUAUGUUUACAUAUGUUCUCCAAAGCUGCUGUGGAUUUUUUAAAAUAUCUUUCCCCAGUUAUUUUUUAACAAAUAUUAUCUCUGUUUACAUGUAACUAGUUGUUUGUUUACACAUGUAAUAACCAUAAUAAGUGUGAGAUUCUAUAUGAUUGCAAAGUAUUUAUCAUGCACUCUUAUCGCAUUACACCAUGUAAGAUAAGAUGUUUUCCUCUUUGAGAAUGCUGAACUGGAUGUGAGUUACUGGUCUCAGGGAUUGUUAUAUGUUCUGAAGAAUAAAGUCUUUAAUAUGUGUGAAAUGA